UAUGCCACAUAACUAUAUAAUAUUAAUUUAAACAAAUUAAAAAAAAAACAUUGGAUAGAUUAGUAGAUAUUGACAAGUUGCUGUGUGUAGAAUUGAUUACGUCAAAACAUAGUUUUAAAACAGUUUGUUAAAAUUUAAUUAUUUUAGGAUAUGACUUAAAACAAAGUUUAUUAAAUCAUCACAAAUGAAUACUAUAAUAUGUAAUUUAGUCCGAAGUACAGUUUCUCUCAGGAUCAACUGCAAAAUGAGUACGGAACAACCGGUACGUAGAGCUAUCCAGGACAAAUUGAUGAAAGCGUUUGAACCUACCCAUUUGGAGAUCAUCAAUGAAUCUCAUAUGCACAAUGUUCCCAAGGGAGCAGAAACACAUUUCAAAGUUCUCGUGGUUGCUGAAAAAUUUGCUAAUGUUCCUUUAUUAAAAAGGCAUCGUAUGGUUAAUGAAGUCCUAGGAUUUGAGUUGCAGAACGGUGUUCAUGCUUUAUCUAUUUUAGCAAAAACACCAGAUCAAUGGAAUGUGGACGAACAAUCUGUUGAACCUAGUCCAAAUUGCAGAGGGGGUUUUGGAAAAUAA
Molecule: messenger RNA, 571 nt
Organism: Ctenocephalides felis (cat flea)
Lineage: Eukaryota; Metazoa; Arthropoda; Insecta; Siphonaptera; Pulicidae
Product: bolA-like protein DDB_G0274169
Exons: 3
Coding region: 185-571 (128 amino acids)
Cellular component (GO): mitochondrion
Source: RefSeq, a predicted model, not a curated record